GGAACCCAAAUCGUUUUCGGGCGCUGUGCUGACAACAUCCUCGCAGGACCAAGGAGCGGAUGGUGCGUCCAAAAGUCCUCCUGCUCGGUACAGGCAUCCUUUGAGCCUUAACAGUCAUCGAGCGAAGCCUUCGAAAAUGUAAACAAAAGCGACGCAGGCGCAGCAGUACUCUCUCCCUCACUCCUCAAGCAGUUUUGGAAAGGAAAGCCGAGCUUCCAGGCUCGCAUCCUGGUCGGCCCUGGUCCUGCUUCGGUCCUCGGUCCUCGGCCCUCGUAGGCUGUCGGUUUUCCAGCCCACCUCCUGGCCAGGCUCAAAAAGAGGCUCGGGCAGCCAGCGCUCACAACGCCAGCGGAGUGCGCAGCGUGAUGUAGUCCAGCUGCAGACCGACACUGCUACCGAUACCGAGAUUGAGCUCCAGCUUUCGCAGCGGCCACUCAGGGAUACUUUUCCACACUCGGGCACGCACACAGGGACAGAGCGCGUCGGAGAAGCGGAAAAGCGGAAAAGCGGAAAAGCCUCAGACAAAUGGCCAGGAAUAGCAGUAGCAGCAAGCGCAGCAGCAACAGCAGCAGCAGCAGCAGCAGUGGCACAGUAGCCGUGAGGGAGCCGUGAAGUGAAACGGAAAAGCCUGAAAAAAGGUGGCGUGAAAAGUACCACAAGAGGCGGGGGUGUGUGGAAAUCUAGGGGAAUAGCGCGCCCCGUGGAAAUGGAAAUGCCGAGGCUCCUGUUAGCCUCGCCAGCAGCGGAUGUAGCAGCAACACCAGCGGGAACAGCAACCUGAAUCCGCAUCCGCAUCCGCAGCCGCAGCCGCAACCGCGCCCGCUCCCAAUUUCUCCGCUCUCUCCGUUCCGUGUUAAUUGUUAUUUAUGUAUAGUGUAUAUAUAAAGUUGUGUGAUACAAAUGAAUCGCUUAGAUCUGACAGCGAGCGAGAAACUGUAACCUAAACUCAGUCUAAUCAAAAGCGUACAACGACAACAAACGGUUUUGCAAGUGAAACGACAUAACACCAAGCCAACAAACCAACAAACCAAACAAACCGAUCAAACAAGUAACCAACAACAUUAAUCCAACGGGUCCAAUGUUGCAGCCAACAACAUGCAGCAAACAGCAACAGCAGAGGCAGCAACCAGCAAUCGCAACAGCAGCAGUGGGAGGAGCAGCGGUCCAGGAGCUGCCUCAGAAAGCCGCAGCUAAAGAUCAUGGAGCCUUAGCAGCAGCAACUGCAACUGCAACAGCAGCAGCAACAACUGCAACAGCCGCAACUGCAACAGCCGCAACUGCAAGCCGCAACAGCAGCAACACUUGGUGCCACAGCGACAACAUGUUGUCCGCAGGCCGCAGCCGCACCAGCAGCACAACGAUAGACUUCAACAGUCGCCGGCGGAGGGGGCGCCUACGAGGCCACGCCCCCUUUGAACUGGCAAUGAACAAACAACACCAAGCUACGAUACUGGACGAGUGUGUAAAUAUUUUCAAGCGCUUAGUAUUAUUAACAUUAAAAACAAUAUCAGCAACAACAAUAACGAAAGCAAAGACAAGAAGCAGAACAGCAGAGCUGCCAGCAACACCUGCAGCAUCUGCAGCAUCUGCAACAUCAUCUCGUGGUGCCUCCGCGGAGCAGUUGCUCCAUCCAAGCAGCAGCAGCAGCAGCCGCUGCAGAAGCCGCCGCUGCCUCCGCCUGCCGAUCUACAGCAUCCUGCUGCUCUGCCUAGCCACCCAGGGAUUGGGACUGGGAGAUGCCGCCAAGCCCAAGUCGGCCAAGCAGCAUUUCGGCGGCAGCAGCAACAGCAACAAUCCAAGCCAGAACCACAACCAGAACCACAACGAUGUCCUGGGCGGAGUGGGCGCCCCUUCCCAAACGUCCGGCGAGGACGAGGCCGAGAUCAUGUACCCCUUCCAGUCCGGGGAGCAGAUGUUCGGCCUGGAGGAGGACCAGGAACAGGAUCCGGAGCUCAAUUCCAAUGCAGUGCCCGGCUCCGACGAGGAUAAUGCGGCCAAUCAACGUGGUAUCAAUGACACGCACAACGAUAACUCGACCACCACGAAAACGCCACUAUUCCCGAAAGAUCUAUUCACGAAAGAACAGCUUGAGAACGGCGCUGUCAUCCUGCACAUCAUUGGGGUGAUCUAUAUGUUUGUGGCGCUGGCCAUUGUCUGCGAUGAAUUCUUCGUGCCUUCCCUUGACGUAAUCAUUGAAAAGCUCGGCAUCACAGACGAUGUGGCCGGCGCGACGUUUAUGGCGGCGGGUGGCAGUGCCCCCGAGCUCUUCACCAGUGUAAUUGGCGUUUUCGUGUCGUUCGAUGAUGUGGGCAUUGGUACGAUCGUUGGCUCCGCCGUGUUCAACAUCCUGUUUGUGAUCGGGAUGUGCGCGCUCUUCUCCAAGACGGUCCUGUCGCUCACCUGGUGGCCUUUGUUCCGCGACUGCUCGUUCUACAGCAUCAGCUUGCUGGUGCUGAUCUACUUCUUCCGGGACAACCGCAUCUUCUGGUGGGAGGCCCUCAUCCUGUUCACCAUCUACAUCGGCUACGUGGCCUUCAUGAAGUGGAACGUCCAGGUGGAGACGUGCGUCAAGAAGAUGAUUACCAAAAACAAGGGUAAUGCGGCCAACUCCUCGGAAACAUCGAUGGCCACCCAGCCGGGCGGCUCCGUAACUUCGCGGGCGGCCAGCGAAACCCGCUCGGGUCCGCCCGGAUCGAGCAAUGCGGGCGCCACAGGUAAUAGCAGCGGCGGGGGCGGCACCUCGGGUAGUACUCAGACCGGUGCCAAGUUCCGCCACGGCCUGUUACAGCUAAUGAUACACACGAUAGAUCCACUACACGAUGAUGAUGUUCCAGGCAAAGUGGACGAGAAGGCGACGCAGCUGCACGCCAUCGCCUCGCUGAAGGUUUUGCUGGAUGCCACCAAGCCACAGCGCGGUGGUGCCACCACCUCGGCGGCCAACCACGUCAAGAUCAACCUCAAGGAGACCACGCUCGCCGAUCGUCCCAAUGGGAACAUCGAUACCACCCUCGACUCGGCGCCCGAAAUCGAGGAUGAGCCGGAACCACUGAGCAUGGCCUGGCCGGACACGGCGCGGAAGCGGCUCACCUACGUCCUGGUGGCCCCGCUCCUGGUGCCCAUGUGGCUCACACUGCCCGACACGCGGACGCCGCGCGGCAAGCGCUUCUUUCCGGUCACCUUCAUUGGCUCCAUCGUGUGGAUAGCGGCCUUCUCCUACCUGAUGGUCUGGUGGGCCAACGUGGCCGGCGACACGGCGCGCAUUCCGCCCGAGGUCAUGGGUCUGACCUUCCUGGCGGCGGGCACCUCCAUUCCGGACUUGAUUACCUCGGUGAUUGUGGCACGCAAGGGAUUCGGCGACAUGGCCGUGUCCAGUUCGGUGGGCAGCAACAUAUUCGACGUGACCGUGGGCCUGCCGAUACCGUGGCUGCUGUACGGCAUCAUCUAUGGGGCGCCCGUCGAGGUGAACUCGGUGGGCAUGGUCUGCUCCAUAACCAUCCUGUUUAUGAUGCUGGUGUUCGUGGUGAUGUCGAUCGCCUGCUUCCGCUGGCGCAUGAACAAGGGGUUGGGCUUCACCAUGUUUCUGUUGUAUUUUGCCUUUGUCGCCGUGUCGCUGAUGUUCGAGUACGACGUGAUCACGUGCCCCUUUUAAAUGGGGCAGGGGCAAAGACAAAAGCGGGCAAUAGUUACCGAGUUACCCGGCUGUCGCGCCAUCGAGCUACCGAGCCAGCAAGGAUACCUGCCAAGCCAAGGAUAUCUGGAUGCCGCCGAGGACGAAACGAGGACCCCGUCAGCCUCACACCCAAUUAGCUAAAUUAUAUACAAGCAAAUUAAUGGAUGAUAAGCAAAUAUAUUAACAGUGGACUAAAGCUAAAUAAUCGAAUUGUUAAACAGACAGACAGACAAACAGACAGACAAACAGACACACUCACUCACAGAUACACAGAUACACAGACACACAGAUACACCAGAACACGCAUGUAAAAGCGAUACUGAAUUAACGAAAUCGAAAACUUAACGUUAACAAAAUGCGAGUUAGUUAGUGCCAGCGUUUCUUUUUCGAAAGACAUUUACUUUAAAGUGUUUAGCGCAGCUUUUUAACGCAAGCAGCCCCCUAUCCUAUCCUAAACUCUAUGAAUCUUUGCUCCCAACUAUCGUAUCUAUCUGCGACCUAAUACCAAAACCAAAACUAGCGAGAAGGAAACACGACAAAGGCUUCCCAACCACUUACUAACUAUCUACCUAACGUUUGGGUUUUAACUACAAGCAUAAGAAACCAGCAUACCAGAUGUAUGUACCAACAAAUAUAUAUGAAUAUCUCGGCACAAGGCACCUAUAUCCUCUAUUCAUAUUCGGUAUGAUAUGAUACGAAACGAUACGAUACGAUACGACGAAGGAAAGCAGCCUCCAAAAUUUGUGUUGAGCUCUUUCGGUUCGAUCGAUCGAGCGGAAGCCUUUCAUUUGCGUGCUCUACUAAGAUUUCUCCUAAAAGCUUUAUCCAGAGCCUAUCUAAACUCUAUCUAGUUUACGACUUAUACAUAAUACUUAUAUAUCCACUCACACGCACACUACAUGGCAUACUAUAUAUUGACCUGUAUUGAUUAAGUGAUAAUUUGCGUACUUAUUGAACAAGCAAGCGAACAAAUCGAAAACUCUCAAAGUAAGCUACAGUUGUACUCGAAUUCAACGCUAAAUCGAAAUCGAAGCGAAUGUGUAGGGCUUUGAACAAUUUGCUUAGUGCAUUUGUCAUACAUCCAGACCAGAACAUUAUGAUCGAUUACACUGAUUCCAGUCCGAUGCUAAUUCUAAUUCUAAUUCUAAUAAGUAUUCUUAUUCUAGUUAUGAUUAUGAUUCUAGUUCUGAUCCCGUUUCUAGUCCUAAUUCUAAUUCUGAUUCAUGUUGGCGUGUAGGAAGAGCAGAGUUUAAAUUUAACUUUAAAUUGAAGCCAUAUUUAUUAUAGACUACUUCGAAUCCAAAACCAAAAGCCUAAGAUAAAAGAAAAAAAACAAACAAAAAAAAAACAAACUAAUUUCAUAUACUUUUUGCUUAAUGAAGUCCCCCAAGUACAUAUAUAUGAGCAUAUUAACGUAUUUAUAUAUAAACGACAUAUAAGACGAUAUUUAACGAAACAAAACAAAAUCAACUUGCUCUCCUUAUUUAGAAGGUACGUAACAUUUUUCUAAACUAAAACUAAAACUAAAACCCUAAACUCGUAAAACCAAGUGGCCGCAAAACCGUUGAAUUGCAAAUGGAAAAGAAACCCAAAUAAUUUAACAUAAAACGCAUACAUAUAUACACCUUAAUAUAAACAUACUUAUAUAUAAAUAUAUAUAUUUUAUAUAUACCAGAAGAUAACUUACUAUAUAUAUAUGCAACUAUACUUAAGUAGGCAAUGUAUCUAACGGAUAUCCAGACGUUUGCAUAUGGCUCGCAGUCAAGUUAAGGAAGCGACAAGACAAGAUACAGAUACGAAUACAAGAUACAGACGCAGACACAGAUACAAACACACACACAUACACUCAGAACAGAAAGCAAUAAUUUUUAUUACCAGUGAACUUAGAGGAUUCCGCAGUGGAAUGGCACUAUAUGCAUACUCCUAUAUGUACGACAUGCGAAUCUCACUGCGAAAUUGCGAACAUCAAGACCCACAAGCAGUUGUAACGCAUCGGAAAUAAUUAUAUAUGCAUUCACAUUCGCUGGAUUAUAUGCUGUAUCUACUGAACAAUGCGAUGUGCAGAUGCAAAUGCAGAAUUAACGUAACUAAGUGGCUGCUCUUACACCCCAUGGGUGCAGUGCAUUCGAUUGCACACAGAUAUAAAUAUAAAUAAAUGAUAAUAUGAAACAUGCAUGUAGGAUAUGGACAGGUCGAAGGUCGAAGGUCACAGCGAACAGCAGAACAGCAGAACAGCAGGACCGGAAGAGCGCAGGAGCGACAAGAUGGUCAGGGAACGAGGUGGAGAUAUUGUAUAAAACUCGAACGAGACUUACAUCACACCCUUCUCCACACAGAAGACACCACAUCCCUCAUCUGCGAAAGAGUACCAAUCCAGCGGAAAGUUGGCUGAGAACUUCCUAAGGGUCAUCUAGGACCAUGAAUAUUUUAUGUACACUAUAUCGGAUCAUUUUGAAAAUGUAUUUAUACCUACUACCGUACUUUGACUCUCAAUCUUUCGUAAAACUACUUUACUACUUUCUAAGGCAGUGUUACCUUGGGUGCCUAAGUUGCGUUGACCACAUAUGAUUUAGAAACUAUAUAUUGAAAUGCCCUCUUCAGUCCUAACCACUUCGUAAGCCUCCUACUUCUCCCGCCCAUUUAACUCAGCCACUCCAAGCAUUUCUCACUGUAGCUCUUAAUUCCAAAAGUGUCGACUUUAGUCCUUCUAUAUUGGAUAUAUACUCGUAUAUCCCAACUAGCAAGCUCACUUCUCACGAGAAGAUUGCCUUGGUCGCCAGGCUUUAACAGAGACAACUUCCAAGAACAAACAACAAAUUAACUUAAACUUUUAUACAUGCUGUAUGUUAAACUAAAGACAACAAAGGAUAGCAGCAACUAAAUCGAAUAGAAAACCUUUAAAAAAUAUCUUCCAAAUUAACUUUAAAACCAAGUCAUAUUUAUUAUAUAAAACUAAAAUACUUGAGAUCGAAACACGAAACUCUCACACUUAACUACAUCUUAUUAGAACCUAACGAGAAAAUGGAAAAGCACACCCAGCAAUUACUUGUACUGAAAAUUUCCCUCACACACACACACACCCACUCACAUCUGAGCUAACACACAUGCAUUUAAACAUAUCGCGCCUAUUUUCUAUAUACGAAAGCCAAUAUUCCGAGAGGAAAACCGAACCGAAGAAUUGAGAAAUUUGUUAAGGAACACGUUUAUUUCCAGAAACUUCUCCCACUUCCAUAUGGAAUUAUAACACCCAAUAAACCACAUAGUCCACGAUUCAUCCCAAAUCCAAAUCAUCAUCCAAAAGCGCACACACCACACCAAAUUGUCGAAUGGCGUUGAAGUCUCGCUUUAAAGCAACGUAAAUAAGAGGAAAUAUAUACAAGAAACAUAUAUAUAUAAAGAUAUAUAUAUGAAAUUGUUAUGGUUAUAGAUUUUUAACAAGUUGAAUAAUUGCGUAAAAGUAAAAGUAAAAGUGAAACAAAAACACAAAAAAAUUGUUGAAACAUUAGCAAAAGCGUUCAUAAAACAUAAACGAAGCGUAAGGAAGGUAAUAAUAAUAACGAUAAAACGAAACAGAACAAACCAAAUCGAAUCGAAAGAUAUAGUAAUGCUAUAUAUACUUUAUGAAAUAUUUAACUAUGAAAAUAAAAAUCAUUGUUUGAAAUUAAAGUGAAAAAAGUAAACUUAAAAAAAAAAAACAACAAAAAAAACGAAUUUUGUGUUUGCUAAUUUUGUGUCCACAAACAAAUUUUGAGUUUGCAGAAAAAUCAACCGUAAGUAUACCCAAUUGAUUGUUAUGUUUUAAACGUAAUUGGCAUGAUUAGCUAUUCAAUGUUCGAUGUUUUCAAAUAAAAUUAGCAAACACAAGCACAGACCAUUCGGAUGCAUUUCUAGAGAUCUGAUCUGGCCCAAUACUACUAUAAUCACGCCCUCGAGUCAAUCACCAAAUACAAUCGUCUUGAUCAGAAAUACCGAUAUACCACAUAAUGUCUACGAGAAUAAACGAACGUAAACGAGCACAUAAUCAUGAUUUCAGCUUUAAAUAAUCUACGAACUAGACCUAAACCGUAUAUGGGACACUCGGAUAUUUAAUAACUUUUAUAAGCCAGUAUAUGUACCAUAUACCAUAUACCAUAUACCUUACACCAUAUACCAUAUACCAUAUAGCAAAUAGAAUAUAGCGUGUUUGUGCGAUCACACGCCCAAGUGGAUUAAUUUUUUAAUACUUAAUACGAUUACGAAUACAAAUAGAACACGUGAAGUGCAAUGUAUGCAAUACUUAUAUUCAAUUAUACAAUAUUUAGAGACCGUUUCAAGUUGCGUCCGUUGUUUAGGCAGAGAAUCACAGAAAACAAUAACUUUUCAGCGGCUUCGAUUUGAUUUCGAUUUGAUAUUUCGUUCGAUAUGCGGAAACCAAACGAUUACCAAUAAAUGAUUAAUCGAAAAAGCAAGCAUGAAGCAAAUAUGAAUGAGUAAAUAUGAAUCCAGUAAAAAGUAAUAGUUAACAUAUUGGUAGACUAAUUUAACGAUUUUAUAGCGUUUUCAAAUUUAUAAGUGUAUAAGCCGGAUGCGUUUAUUAUUUGUAAUGCCAGCGAUCAGCCGACCGACAUCGGAUGUCACCAGAUAUAGUGCGUGAACAUAUAGCCGUCGUGUGUAAUACAAUUAUCAUUACCCACCAAAUACGUAUGUAUGUAUAUUUUCCGUUGUUGAGUUUCGAUCGUUGUAAUUUUGAAUUUUACCUUACAAAUGUGUAUUUUUUCGGGACAAAAAACAAGCGGACCGAUCGAUACUGGCAUGUAAUUAGUGCAGACGGGUGUGUAAUUUUAAUAGCGAACAAUGAGAGUAUUAUAAUAACAGACAUUAAUUUUAACAACUGAUACGCUUCUAGCACAUAAGAUUGUACAAAUGAUUUAUAUGAAUAAUACAAUAAACCAUGAAAGGAAAACAGAAAACAGAAAAUGAGAGAGCUAGGGUCAGUUCAGAUAUUCAGUUGAUCCAGUCUAAGAAUAUAAUGGAACCCACUUCUUACUCAUCAAAGGAGUAGAUACCCCCCACUCCCAAAGAUUCCAAUACCAUGCUGAACUCACUUUAUCUCUGUGACGAACCAGAGAGCUCGAACUAUAAAUACUUAUGUAUGUAUGUAUGCAUGGUGCAAUACAUCGAGUUAUUUACUUUAUACAAGUACGUCUAGUUAACGACAUUUAGAUUUUAUACAAAACACACCCAGAAACACGCAGUCAUUCGAUUACCGACUCCAGCAACCGAACCAAAUUCACCAGUAUACCGUAUACCCAUCAGUUAAUGGAGAUCAUUAAAACCGAGCAUGGAGUGAAGGCAAAUCAAAUAUAUAGUCAAUUUCUAACGAUACAUGCAAACAUAUAUGGCUGGCACUCAAGAUAUGUUAUAUAUAAACCAAACGUAUAUGAAGUUAUAUAAAGCAUUUUAAGGAUCGUAAGCUGGAGAACGGCGCAGAGUAGAACGGGGUGCGAGCCCCAAAACCUUAUGUAAAUCAAAACGAAGCUAUAGCGAAUAAACCGAAAUGUUAACUAGUUAUUUAGGUGAAAUAUACAACAAACCACACUCAGAUGCAGGAUGCUAGAUGCAGAUGCAGAUGCAAAUGCAGAUGCAGAUACAUUUACAUCGAACCGUUAACAAGGCUUUGAAAGCUCAGAAGAAUUACUCAAGCAGACACUCAAGAACACGACACGAAGACACGAAUGUUCAAAAACGCAGAGUUUUAGAAGAGCCGCAGCAAAUGAGAAAGGGCCGUUUAAUAAACUUUUGUUAUCAAGCAAGACAGCAAAUCGAAACGAAAUGCGACUGCAGUAAGCACGUGGCGAAAACAAAAACGAAGUUAAUGUUCAAACUAACUAAUAUAUAACGAAUAUUAUAUAAUACAACAAACUUAGACUGUAUGUUAUUUUCUCAAUACAAUACCUAUAAAAAAACAAUAAAAACAGAUUCAAUAAAACGAGUUAUCCAAUGGCAGCAUGUGCGUGAUUUUCUU
Drosophila erecta is the source of this 9674-nucleotide messenger RNA. RefSeq names its product sodium/potassium/calcium exchanger Nckx30C. Gene Ontology annotation, biological process: calcium ion transmembrane transport; intracellular calcium ion homeostasis. Gene Ontology annotation, cellular component: membrane. Lineage: Eukaryota; Metazoa; Arthropoda; Insecta; Diptera; Drosophilidae. Bases 1079 to 3649 code for a protein of 856 amino acids. The record is from RefSeq and is a predicted model, not a curated record. The transcript is spliced from 8 exons. Gene Ontology annotation, molecular function: calcium, potassium:sodium antiporter activity; calcium channel activity.